Lutzomyia longipalpis is the source of this 993-nucleotide messenger RNA. RefSeq names its product farnesyl pyrophosphate synthase-like. Lineage: Eukaryota; Metazoa; Arthropoda; Insecta; Diptera; Psychodidae. Gene Ontology annotation, cellular component: cytoplasm. The coding region runs from base 1 to 993 and encodes 330 amino acids. The record is from RefSeq and is a predicted model, not a curated record. Gene Ontology annotation, molecular function: (2E,6E)-farnesyl diphosphate synthase activity; dimethylallyltranstransferase activity. Gene Ontology annotation, biological process: trans, trans-farnesyl diphosphate biosynthetic process. The transcript is spliced from 4 exons.
AUGGCACAUUAUCCAAGUUUCUUAAAUAAAAUAAAGGCUGUCGUUGAAAACUACGAUACAGUGGUGAUUGGAAAACACCUUGAACGGGUGUUGAAUUACACUGUAUCUGGCGGUAAGAAAAAUCGUGCAAAAAUUGUUGUAGCGGCUUAUAAGGAGAUUGUACCAAAGGAUAAGUUAACGGAAGAAAAUUUCUUACUAGCAGUUUAUUUAGGAUGGUGCCUUGAAGUGUUUCAUGCGUCCGUCCUCAUUUUUGACGACAUUAUGGAUGAAAGCCUAACAAGAAGAGGCAAACCUUGCUGGCAUAAGCUCCCAGAUGUUCAAUUGAAAGCCAUCAACGAUUCCUCAAUGAUGGAGGCAACAAUUUAUAAGUUUAUCAAAAAGAACUUCAAUCAUUUGCCCUGCUACGAAAAUAUCAUUGAUACAUUACACACAAAUAUUUUAAUAAUAACUGUAGGACAAUACCUGGACAUGAUAGCCAUGCACCAGGAUGUCUUAACAUUCACAAUGGAGCAAUAUAGAAAAACUGUUAUUCAUAAAACCGCUGAUUAUUCAAUUUAUACACCAACGAAAUUAGGCCAAAUUCUGGCAGGAAGUGAAGAUUGCCAAGGAGAAGGAGCUAAAAAUAUUCUUUAUGAAAUGGGAAUUUUUCUUCAGAUUCAAGACGAUUUCUUGGAUUGCUACGGAGAUGCAAAAGUAACAGGGAAAAUUGCAACAGAUAUCCAAGAUGGGAAAUGCACGUGGCUCGUUGUAACAUUCCUCCAACGCGCCAAUAGAGUUCAAAAGGAUAUUCUCAAGAAGUUUUAUGGAAAAAAGGAUGAAGAAUCCGUUGUGAGGAUUAAACAAUUGUAUGAAGAUGUUGGUUUGCGUGAAGCCUAUAGAACCUACGAAGAUACAGCCUACAAAAGCAUCAAAAGGGCUGUUCAGGAGACGAAUGGGAUUCCUAAGAAAAUGUGUGAAGGCCUAAUGGAUAAAAUUUAUAAGAGAAAAUUAUAA